This is a messenger RNA of Contarinia nasturtii (swede midge), 2446 nucleotides long. RefSeq names its product protein cereblon homolog. The record is from RefSeq and is a predicted model, not a curated record. Bases 106 to 2028 code for a protein of 640 amino acids. The transcript has 14 exons. Lineage: Eukaryota; Metazoa; Arthropoda; Insecta; Diptera; Cecidomyiidae.
GAUAAGAACGAGAGUCUUUGCAAUCAUUCAUCAGAGCUUGGAUAUUUCAAAAUUGACGUGAAUUUCAUUCCGAUUGAAAAAAAAAAACAUUUAAUUUCAAGCAAAAUGAAGCCUUUAUUCUUAACAUUGUUGGUGAUUUUAAGUUUUUCUGGUGUGGCUUUCAGUGGCUGUUCCGAUGGAUAUGAUUUGGAGUGUAUUUACGACACUUUCUUUGGCGAUGACUCCGAGUCGGAUGAAUCAGAAGAAUCUAUUGAAGAUAAUAAUGAGAAAUUGGUGCUCACGGUGAAGAAUUUAACAUCCGUCAUCUAUAGUACCGAAGCCAAAUUGGAGCAAAUUCCUAACAUCGUUUGGUCUCUCAAAAAUUUGACCCAAACGGUGUUGGUCGUGCAAAAACAAUUGUCGAAAAAAUUGAAGCCACUCAACGAUGAAGAAAUUGAAAGAGAAAAGGAAGAAGAAGAAGAGCUUGAAGAGGAGGAACAUGACAUCAACCAAAUUCCAAAACUUGAAAAUCAAGUUUCCAGCCUAACUGAUUUAGUGAAAAAACUCUCCAAAAAUGUUGAAAAUUUGUCCGAAAAAUCGAAUCCUGGUCAAUCAAGUGAUAAAAAUAACAAAGAUAGUGAUAGCAAAAAAGUAAUCAAAGAAGAAAGUGGAGAAUCAAGCAAAGAAGCCAAAGAUGACUCAAAGGAGCCAAACGGAGAACGUGAAUUGGAAAAACUACAUCAUAUAAAACGUCAAAUUGUCAAUUCUUCCAUUGAUUUAAAAUCGAGAAUAUUGAAUAUGGAUGAUUGGUCAAGUGAUUCUGAUGGCUCGAGUAUUUCCAUGUUGGCCUCAAGCACUGAGGAUGUGGCAUCGAAUAUGGAUGGUGAUGUAGAUAUUGCCGCAUUUGACACAGAUUUACCGGCUGAACAUAAUUAUUUGGGUGCAUUGGAACGAGUAAGCGGCGUGGAAUAUUUGGAACCAAAUCGAACAUACACAUUGCCAAUUAUCUUCCACAAUUCAUUAGUGUUUCCAGGCGAAACGUUGCCCAUGAUUUUAGCUCCCAAUAUGUUUGUGCCGGCGGAUAAUAAUGAGGAUGGCAUUUUGUUUGGCUUGGUGUUUCGUGAGCUUAGAGGAAACCACAAUUUCAAUUUGUAUGGUGUGACAUGCUUAAUCUAUGAAAAGAGCACCGAUGACAGUGAAAGUUUAACCAUCAAAUCAAGGGCAUACCAACGAUUUUUCAUCAGAAACAAUGAACAAACACCUGAAUUUGUCAUAAGAAAUCGAACGAGAUAUGCAGCAGUAACAAUUUUACCCGAAGUCGAACUGUGUCACCCAAUAUACGGCCACGAUUCGAACAGUUUGUCGAAAUUUCGUAAAAGUGAACUGAUCAAAAGUAAACUACUACAGUACCAGAGCAAAUCACUUACAUGGCCGGAUUUUGUUUACAGAAUGUAUGAUGUGUCAAUUGCAUGUGAAAAAAUUAAAAAGUUUCUCGCUACACUCAAAAUUGACACUGUUCCAAUGGAUUUGAUUGCGAUGUCGUUUUGGUUCAGCCAGAAUGCAAUUUUAAGUACAGAAUGUCGAAGAAAGGCCUUUCUCACAAAUAACGUUUUGGAACGUAUUUUACUCAUUUGUCAAACUCUACAGGAGGAGAAAUUCAUCAUUUGCAAGCAAUGUCGAACAAAAAUCGCAAAAUUCAACAGCUUGUUCCCGAUGUCAAAGGAAGGAGUUCGAACAAAUUUCUGUAAUGCAUAUGGAUUCAUUCAUGACACACACACUGUUAUGAGUACAUUACCGGAGGCGGUCACUGUUAGUGGCGAUCUGACAAGCGAAUUCUGUUGGUUCCCGGGCUAUAUGUAUCGUUAUGUGUAUUGUGGAUAUUGCACAAAACAUUUGGGAUGGAAAUAUUUCUCGAAGAAUUUGAUGCCGCGCUCUUUUUUGGGUUUAUCGGGAAACUGCAUUUAUUUCGACAAUGUGAGCAAUUUACAAACAGAUACGGGAUCAUUGGAGAAUGAUUCAAGCACCGAUGAGCUAAUUGAAUGGGCAUGAAACCAGAUUUAUCAUGAAAAUAGUACUAUUUGAGUAGAAUUUUAUUUGGAGGAAAACAUCAAAAAGAGACAUGACAAAUGAAUGGUCACGUGGUGAUUGCAAUACGGGCAAAGUUUGUCUUAAUGUCACACACGUCAUUUGGAUCAUAUUCAGAACUCUUAGAUUUUUAGAUUUUAGUAAACGAUUUUUAUUCUAGCUCAAACCAUUUUACCUAAUAUACAUGUUUUUGUUUAUUAAUAUCAUGUUUUCAAAGCGAAAUCACAUUUGUGAUUUAUUCGUGAUUAUAUUAUAUUCAAUCGAUACACCGUAAUAUAAUUUGGGUAUCGAAAAAUUCAAAAAAUGAAUGAAAUUAUUUAUAAAAAUAAAUGUUUUGUGACGAUGAUGUGGAUGAAUAAAGAUGAAGCGACUGAUUUACGAA